CACCCUCCACCCCAGCUAUUAUUCAAGCAAGCAACCGCAAAACAAAACAAAAGGCAGCCACACCACGUGCUCUCUCUCAAGCAAAAAAAAAAAAAGAAGCUCUCAAAGGAUCAGAAAAAUAAGCAAAUCAGUGCCUAAUGCUCAAUCCUCUCACUUCAGGAUUUGUAUGCUUGGCCACUUUGUAAUGUUGUGAAUUGUUAGGGGGACUGAGAGCGGGUUCUUGGUCCCCGGUUGAUGACUGUGCUGUCUGGUGGAGUUCUAUGUUAAGGGGAGAUAAUGAGUGUAAAUCUCCAUUGCCCGUUUCUUGGGACUCCGCUUCAUGGCUCUUUAAAUGGUAGAAACAAAGGCAAGUUUGUUUAUCUGGACAGAGCACAGCGGGGGAGAAGGGCCUUUCGAAGGUGUACAUGUGCAAAACAGGAUCCAUGGAUAACUCAGGUGAUUAGGUUCUCAAAUUUGUGUGGGCAAAAUGUAGAGUUAUUGAGGAGAGCCCUUAGGUCAGGAUAUGAGUCAAAGGUAGAAUGUGAUAAAGAACCGUUUUUCCAAAGCAAGGCUUUGAUUAGGUCAUUGUCUCCCUUGUGGGAAGAGGGAUUUCUUUUAGUUAGGUGCUCUGUAUUUGCAGCAGUGAUAUCUGGGGUAUGCCUGUUGGUAUGGUAUGGGAAGACAAAAGCAAAGGGUUUUAUAGAAGCCAAGCUUUUGCCCUCUGUUUGUUCAGCAGUCAGUGAACAUAUUCAGCGUGAACUUGAGUUUGGUAAGGUCCGAAGGAUUUCACCUUUGAGCAUUACGUUGGAGUCAUGUUCAUUUGGACCUCAUAAGGAAGAAUUCUCUUGUGGUGAGGUACCCACUGUGAAAAUUCGUGUUCAUCCUUUUGCAAGUCUAAGGAGGGGGAAGAUUGUAAUUGAUAUGCUUUUGUCCCACCCAAGUCUCUUUGUUGCGCAAAAGAAAGAUUACACUUGGUUAGGGAUACCCACUUCUGAAGGUAGUCUACAGAGGCACCCAUCAACUGAAGAAGGGAUUGAUUAUCAUACUAAAACCAGGAGGCUUGUUAGAGAGGAAGCAGCUGCUCGUUGGGAAAGAAAAAGAGAUGAUGAAGCUAGGAAAGCUGCAGAGAUGGGUUACAUUGUUUCUGAGAGAAGUCCCAGUGCAUCUGAAACUGACACUUUAAAAGAGGAUGCAAUUCAUUCAACAGAUUUAAUCCACUCCAAGUCUUUUUUAUGCAUGGAUGAGAAGAUGCACUGGAGUGAUCAUCAUUGCAUGGACACUGGUUUUGAUUAUAACAUGAAGCAUGCAGAUUUGGAGAAAUCAUUUGGUAUUAAGAUUCCUGGUUCAGGACUUAAAUUCUGGUCUAGAAUGAUUAAACUGCCUAGAAAGCGCAAAUUCAAGAGGAAGGCUAAUGGAAGUGACAUUUCUGCAUCUACUGCUUCUGCCAAACGAAGAAUUCUUGAGCACAGUGCAUUAGCAGCACUUGCAUAUUUUCAGAAUCUAUCACUUGUAAAGUCUGCUGAGCUUUCUCAGUCAUCUCAAGAUUAUAAUGUUAUGAAACUCAACGCUCUUUUGAUGAAAAGUGAGGUUGAUGGUCAUGCUGGCACUUCUAUAAUGAGUAGUCAUGAAGAAACUUUAAAAGUUGAUAACCUUAAUGGAAAACAAUGUAGAGAUUCAGGAGUCAAGGACCUUACUGUAAAUAAAAAUGAUACUUCUCUUAGCAAUUUAUCUCCUACAUCUGUAGGAGAUCAGAAAGCCAGUGGAAGCUUACCGUUGGUUGGAGAUGUUGCAGGAGCUGCUAACACUAAUAUGCGUAAUGAAAAAAAUGGGGGUUUAGGUGUUCAUGAUGAAAAUUUCCAGAGUCAAAGGGGCCAGACAGCUGAAAAUUCCACUUUUAAAAAGCUUGAGACUUGGCUUGCAAAUUACCAUCCAGUUCCCAUUUGGCCACUAAGCCUACAAUCAUAUUUUCCGUCUUUCUCUAGGAAUGUGGGGGAGCUGUUAUCUUAUCUUCUCAUUGGUCCCAUGAAAAAUCUGAAGUCAGGCAUGGGUCCAAAAGUUGAAGAUCUUGCUGCAGAACUUGUUGACGGGCUAGAUGUUGUGCAGACUGAAGGCAUUGAGAAAAUUCUUCCUAUUACACUGGAUUCUGUUCAUUUCAAAGGUGGAACGCUGAUGCUUCUCGCAUAUGGUGACAGGGAGCCUAGAGAGAUGGAGAAUGUCAAUGGACAUGUGACGUUUCAAAAUCACUAUGGUCGUGUGCAUGUGCAACUGAGUGGACACUGUAAGAUGUGGAAAUCGGAUGUAGUGUCUGAAGAUGGUGGCUGGUUGUCCACAGAUGUUUUUGUUGACUCUGUUGAGCAGAAAUGGCAUGCCAAUUUAAAAAUUGCUAACCUCUAUGUUCCGCUUUUUGAGAAUAUUUUAGAGAUUCCAAUCUUGUGGUCUAAAGGGAGGGCAACUGGUGAGGUUCACAUGUGCAUGUCAAGUGGAGAAACAUUUCCUAAUCUUCAUGGGCAACUUGACGUGACGGGAUUGGCCUUUCAUAUAUAUGAUACUCCAUCAUCAUUUUCUGACAUUUCAACAAGUUUAUGUUUCCGUGGUCAACGAAUAUUUAUGCACAAUGCAAGUGGCUGGUUUGGCAGUGUUCCUUUAGAAGCUUCUGGAGAUUUUGGAAUUCAUCCUGAGGAAGGAGAGUUUCAUCUAAUGUGCCAGGUUCCUUGCGUUGAAGUAAAUUCUCUGAUGAAAACUUUCAAGAUGAGGCCUCUAUUGUUCCCGUUGGCUGGAUCAGCAACUGCUGUAUUUAACUGUCAAGGCCCUCUGGAUGCUCCAAUAUUUGUGGGAAGUGGAAUGGUUUCUAGGAAGACAUCUCAUUCAGUUUCUGAUUUUCCUGCAUCAUGCGCAUCUGAAGCACUGUUAAAAAACAAAGAAGCCGGUGCAGUGGCUGCUUUUGACUGUAUUCCACUUUCAUAUUUAUCUGCCAAUUUCACUUUUAACACUGAUAACUGUGUUGCUGACUUGUACGGAAUUAGAGCUAGCCUUGUGGAUGGAGGUGAAAUUCGAGGUGCAGGGAAUGCGUGGAUUUGCCCAGAGGGUGAGCUGGAUGAUGCCGCAAUAGAUGUGAAUUUCUCUGGAAAUUUGUCCUUUGAUAAAAUUAUGCAGCGGUAUAUACCUGGAUAUCUUCAUCUGAUGCCACUAAAAUUAGGGGAUUUAAAUGGAGAAAUGAAAAUGUCUGGAUCUCUUUUAAGACCGAGGUUUGACAUUAAAUGGAAUGCUCCAAAAGCCGAAGGUUCCUUCACUGAUGCUCGAGGAGAUAUCCUAAUUUCACAUGACUACAUCGCUGUUACUUCUUCUUCUGUUGCCUUUGAAUUAACCACAAAAAUUCAAACAUCUUAUCUUGAUGAAUACUGGCUCAGCACAACAGAGUUUGAUGCAAAGAGGGUCAUGCCAUUUAUUGUUGACGGACUUGAGUUGGAUUUACGUAUGCGUGGUUUUGAAUUUUUCAGUUUGAUAUCUUCUUAUCCUUUUGACUCUCCAAGACCAACGCAUUUGAAAGCAACUGGAAGGAUCAAGUUUCAGGGAAAGCCCUGUAGCAGUUCUAAUGAGCACAACCUUGGUUUUGAAAAGAAUAAGCAACUUUUGGAAAUGUCAGAUAAGGGAAAAACAGAUGGUCUUGUGGGUGAGGUUUUGAUCUCAGGUCUCAAGCUGAAUCAGUUGAUGGUAGCACCUCAGUUGGUUGGACAGUUGAGCAUUUCACGCGAGUGUAUCAAGUUGGAUGCCACAGGCAGGCCGGAUGAAAGUCUCACAGUAGAGUUUGUAGGGCCAUUGCAGCCUGGUAGUGAAGAUAAUCCGCAAAAUGGAAAAUUACUGUCUUUUUCCCUUCAGAAAGGACAACUAAGAGCUAAUGUUUGUUUUCGACCACUACAUUCUGCUAAUUUGGAGGUACGGAAUUUGCCUCUUGACGAAUUGGAGCUAGCUUCACUGCGGGGAACAAUACAAAGAGCAGAAAUUCAGCUUAACCUUCAGAAGAGAAGAGGUCAUGGAGUUUUAUCUGUGCUUCAGCCAAAAUUCAGUGGUGUGCUAGGUGAAGCCCUAGAUGUGGCUGCCAGAUGGAGUGGGGAUGUUAUCACUGUUGAGAAAACUGUUCUGGAACUAAGCAGUAGCCGUUAUGAGCUUCAAGGUGAAUAUGUCUUGCCUGGUACCCGAGAUCGAAGCCCUGCUGGCAAAGAAAGGGGUGGCUUGCUCAAAAGGGCAAUGGCUGGGAAUCUGGGUAGUGUCAUAUCUUCUAUGGGAAGGUGGAGAAUGAGACUUGAAGUUCCUAGAGCUGAGGUUGCUGAGAUGCUUCCACUUGCCAGACUUCUUUCUCGAAGCACAGAUCCUGCUGUUCAUUCCAGAUCAAAGGAUCUCUUUCUUCAGAGUUUGCAGUCAGUGGGAUUAUAUACUGACACUGUUAAUCAAUUGCUUGAGGUUAUACGGGGGCAUUACACUUCUUCAGAUGAAGUUAUUCUUGAAGACUUAAGUCUUCCAGGUUUAGCAGAACUUAAAGGUCGCUGGCAUGGCUCUCUUGAUGCAAGUGGUGGAGGCAAUGGGGACACAAUGGCAGAAUUUGACUUUCAUGGGGAGGAUUGGGAGUGGGGUACCUAUAAAACUCAGCGUGUUUUGGCAGGUGGUGCAUACAGCAAUGAUGAUGGUUUGCGCCUGGACAGAAUUUUCAUUCAGAAGGAUAAUGCCACAAUCCAUGCUGAUGGAACUUUGUUAGGGCCUAAAACCAAUCUUCAUUUUGCUGUUCUAAAUUUUCCUGUUAGUCUAGUCCCUACAUUGGUUCAGGUCAUUGAAUCCUCAGCUACUGAUGCUGUUCAUUCUUUGCGGCAAUUGAUAGCACCAAUUAGGGGUAUAUUGCACAUGGAAGGAGAUCUUAGAGGGAGUCUUGCAAAACCAGAAUGUGAUGUGCAAGUCAGGCUCCUUGAUGGUGCCAUUGGGGGCAUUGAUUUGGGACGAGCUGAAAUUGUUGCUUCCCUAACCUCAACCAGUCGUUUUCUAUUCAAUGCAAAAUUGGAACCUAUCAUUCAAAAUGGUCAUGUGCACAUUCAAGGAAGUGUCCCUGUUUCUUUCCAAAAUAAUAUAUUACUAGAAGAAGAUAUUGAAACAGAUAAAAGUGGAUCAGCUUGGAUCCCUGGUUGGUCAAAAGAGAAGGGUACAGGGUCUGCUGAUGAAGCCAGUGAAAAGAAAGUUUCUAGAGAUAGAAAUGAAGAAGGUUGGGAUACUCAAUUGACAGAAAGCCUUAAAGGUUUAAACUGGAACAUUUUAGAUGUAGGAGAGGUUAGAGUUGAUGCGGAUAUUAAAGAUGGGGGCAUGAUGUUGUUAACAGCUUUGUCUCCUUAUGCUAACUGGCUUCAUGGCAAUGCUGAAAUUAUGCUCCAGGUCCGAGGUACAGCUGAACAGCCAGUGCUUGAUGGAUCUGCAUCAUUCCACAGGGCGUCUAUAUCUUCGCCAGUUCUCCGAGAACCACUGACAAACUUUGGUGGCACGGUUCAUGUAAAAUCCAAUAGGUUAUGCAUCACUUCACUGGAGAGUAGAGUGAGCAGAAGGGGAAAGCUGUUUGUGAAAGGGAAUCUGCCCCUCAGAACCAGUGAAGCAUCCCUUGGGGAUAAAAUUGAAUUGAAAUGUGAAGUUCUGGAAGUACGGGCAAAGAAUAUUUUAAGUGGCCAGGUUGACACUCAGAUGCAAAUAGCUGGUUCUAUAUUGCAACCAAACAUUUCUGGGAAUGUUAAAUUGAGCCACGGAGAAGCAUAUCUACCACAUGACAAGGGUAGUGGAGCUGCUCAUUUUAAUAGAUUGGGAUCAAGUCAGUCCCAGCUUACUAGUAGUAGCAUCAAUCAUGCAGUUGCUUCGAGAUAUGUUUCGCGGUUUUUCAGUUCAGAACCUGCUACUGCAUGGACCAAAUUCUCCCCACCCACAGUUAAAUCAGCUGAAGUUGGAAAGGAAAUAGAGCAAGUAGACAUCAAACCUAAUGUAGACAUCCGCCUCAGUGAUUUGAAGCUUGUUCUGGGACCAGAAUUGAGGAUAGUUUAUCCUUUGAUUCUUAAUUUUGCUGUUAGUGGAGAGCUUGAGCUAAAUGGCCUGGCACAUCCCAAAUGGAUAAAACCUAAGGGCAUUCUAACGUUUGAAAAUGGUGAUGUGAAUCUUGUGGCAACUCAGGUGAGGCUUAAGCGAGAGCAUCUGAAUGUGGCCAAAUUUGAGCCUGAGUAUGGUCUAGAUCCAAUGCUAGAUUUAGCUUUGGUUGGAUCUGAGUGGCAAUUCAGAAUUCAAAGUCGAGCCAGCAAAUGGCAGGAAAAACUUGUGGUGACCUCAACACGUUCUGUGGAACAGGAUAGCUUAUCACCUACUGAGUUGCUUUUUCAUCCACAGGCUGCUAGAGUCUUUGAGAGUCAAUUGGCAGAGUCCAUCCUGGAAGGUGAUGGUCAGCUUGCAUUCAAAAAGCUUGCAACUGCAACACUUGAAACAUUAAUGCCAAGAAUUGAAGGGAAGGGAGAAUUUGGCCAGGCUAGGUGGAGGCUAGUAUAUGCGCCACAGAUCCCUAGCUUGCUCUCUGUUGAUCCUACAGUUGAUCCUUUCAAAUCUCUGGCCAACAAUAUUUCAUUUGGUACUGAGGUUGAAUUUCAGUUAGGGAAACGCCUUCAGGCUUCCAUUAUUAGGCAGAUGAAAGACUCAGAGAUGGCAAUGCAGUGGACCUUGAUCUACCAGCUUACAAGCCGCUUGCGAGUGCUCCUACAAUCUGCUCCAUCCAAACGCCUUCUCUUUGAAUAUUCUGCUACAUCACAAGAUUAACCAACUGGCCAUGUUCUGCCAACUAAAAUUUUGGUACACCACAUAUCUCCCCUCAAGCUGUGAUCAGCAUUGGUCAUCUGUAACAUAUUUAGUAUUUGGCCCUUCCUACAUUAAUUACACCCUUCUCCCCCUAAAUGAGAUAAGAGAAGGUUUGCAUUUUUUGAAAUGUAAAGUUAUUGUGAAUAGAUAUUAUUCUUUGCAAAAAAAAAAAAAAGCGAGAUUGUUCAUA
Quercus lobata is the source of this 7027-nucleotide messenger RNA. RefSeq names its product embryo defective 2410. Gene Ontology annotation, biological process: protein secretion. Gene Ontology annotation, cellular component: plasma membrane. The record is from RefSeq and is a predicted model, not a curated record. Lineage: Eukaryota; Viridiplantae; Streptophyta; Magnoliopsida; Fagales; Fagaceae. The coding region runs from base 277 to 6798 and encodes 2173 amino acids. The transcript has 24 exons.